Aspergillus luchuensis is the source of this 609-nucleotide messenger RNA. RefSeq lists its product as uncharacterized. Gene Ontology annotation, biological process: secondary metabolite biosynthetic process; fatty acid biosynthetic process. The transcript is spliced from 2 exons. NCBI's taxonomy places the organism in Eukaryota, Fungi, Ascomycota, Eurotiomycetes, Eurotiales, Aspergillaceae. Gene Ontology annotation, molecular function: fatty acid synthase activity. The record is from RefSeq and is a predicted model, not a curated record. The coding region runs from base 1 to 609 and encodes 202 amino acids.
AUGGAAUGCCAGCCUGUUGCGGUACAAGGAAACGUAGCAAAUCUCGAUGAUGUGAAUAUUGCCAUCUCCCAGAGCCCUCGAAAAAUUGGCGGCGUGAUCCAGCUUGCACUGGAAUUUGAAGGUAAAGAGCCACAGCAGUUUCCUAUACCACAGGACUCAGUACUGCACGACAUGUUCUACGAGGACUGGCAAUGCCCUCUAGCUCCUAAAGUCCACGGUACAUGGAACCUCCACCAAGCACUGAGUAGCACUCCUCUGGACUUUUUCAUCAUGUUCGACUCCAAUGCAGGCAUACACGGGUCACCAUCCCAAGCAAACUAUGCCGCAGCAAACACGUUCCUUGUAGGAUUAGCCAAGUAUCGACACAGCCUGGGACAACCUGCACCAGUCCUUGGCCUGGGACCGACUGCUGAGAUUGACUAUGUGAGCCGACAACCCAAACUGCGGCGAUACUUCGACAGCCUGGGCGUACGCUAUGUGCACGAACAAGGUCUGCUAAGCGUCGUGCAUCUUCUCAUCAAACACAGCAGGGAUCCUGCGCUGCUCCAGAACUCCGCAGUUCAAGAUCCACACCACCUUUCCCUUGGAGCAAUCUAUAAGUUGAGAUAA